Mangifera indica (mango) is the source of this 757-nucleotide messenger RNA. Its product is annotated as MLP-like protein 43. Gene Ontology annotation, biological process: defense response. The transcript is spliced from 2 exons. The record is from RefSeq and is a predicted model, not a curated record. NCBI's taxonomy places the organism in Eukaryota, Viridiplantae, Streptophyta, Magnoliopsida, Sapindales, Anacardiaceae. The coding region runs from base 79 to 537 and encodes 152 amino acids.
GUCUAUCAUUCAUCAUAUUAGAGGUUCUAUUUAUACUCAAAUAUUGGUUUCGAAUAUUAAAAUUGUGGGUAGAGAAGCAUGGCUAAGAGUGGAAAGAUCGAGGUUGAUUUAGAAAUCCAGGCACCUGCUGAAAAAUACUACCACAUUUUCAAAAUCCAAUCCCACCAUCUUCCCAAUAUCUCCUCUGAUAAUCUGAAGGGAGUUGAUUUGCAUGAAGGAGAAUGGCACAAGGAAGGCUCCAUCAAGACCUGGAAAUAUACUGUUGGAGGAAGAGAGGAGACGUAUAAGGAGAAGAUCAUGGUGGAUGACCAGAAGAAAUCAGUGACUCUUGUUGGGUUGGAUGGAGAUGUGUUCAAGAAUUACAAGAGCUGGAAGGGCACAUUCCAAGCCACGCCAAAGGAUGAAAAAAGCUGCGUGGUGAAACAUAUUGUGGAAUAUGAGAAACGCACAGAGACUGUUCCAGAGCCACAUGAAUACCUAUAUUUCAUGGUUAAAAUUACGCUAGACAUUGCAGCUCAUCUUGGCAAGCAGGCAUAGAUGAGUUCAAACGAUGUCGUUUGUUGAUUUCACUAUGCAUUACUACUCUUUGUAAUAUUAAAUAAUUUGUGAUAAUGUUUUCUUAAAACCGACUAGUCGGUUGGUUUUAAGUAAUUAUGUGUGAGGUUGUGCAAGAGAUCUUGUGAUGAGAAUAAUGUAGUAAAAUGUGUGAUAAACAUGUUUAAUAAAUUGCUAAGUGCUUUCUUGCCUUGUUAGAAAA